AUGAGGGGGACUCCCCAGGCCGUCGAGGGCCGCAGCGCUGGCCGCCAACCUCCGGAGCGCGAGGGGGCGCGCGGACUCGGGCGCGGGGCGCGAGGCACUUACCCCGAGCAGAGAAGAGCAGAGCCGAGCCGAGCCGAGCGCCGCGCGCAGCCACGAGCAACUCCGGCUAACUUGGGGCGGCGGGGCCGCCCGCGAGGACUUUCGAACGCGCGCGCGCCGGGACAGGACGCGCCGCCGGGGGGAGGGGGCGGGGGCGGAGUGCGCGCUCCCGGACGCACGCACACGAGCGCGCGCGCGGGCCGGGGGAGGCCCGACAGAGGCGAGCGCGAGCCUGGGGCGGGGCGGGGCGGCGGGCGCGCGGAGACGCGCGCGCGCUCCCUCCCUCGUGGCGGCCGCUCCGGGGAACGGCCCGGGCGCGCGAGGCUCCACUCUGGCCUUAAAGGGCCAGUCCCGGCGCCUCACGGGACUCGGGGCCUGCCGCGGGAAGACCCUCACCCCGCCCCCACUCCGCCCUCCGGAGCGCAGCUGCAGUUCCAGGACCAGAAGGUCCGCUUCAGGGACCCCCGCCCUCCGUGCAGUGCUCACGAGUCCCCCGUCUCGCCUCCAAAGGGUCAGGGAGCCCCGGUCCCGGCCAGGAUCCCCGCAUCCGGCCGAGACCCCCUUCUGCACCGCCCCCUCCCCGUCCUCGCCCUCAGGAGCCGGACCGAAGGGGAUGACCUAGCUGCCACCGGGCCCAACCUGCGCGUGGGGGAGGGGAGGGGUCCUCCUGUGCCCGGAAGGCUAGGCGCUCUCCCCCAGCGACCGCGCCGGGCACCCACUGGGUGCCCCAUCGAUGCCUCCUCCCCUGCCCCAGCCCAGAAGCUCGCCCGGCCCCGGGGAGAAUCCGAGGGCCGGGAGGAGAAGGCUACGCACCUGACUCCGGGGAGGCGGCAGCCCCGCGCGGUCCUCGGGCGCUUUGAAGCGGAGCGUCGGCCCCGGCGAGGCAGCAGCUAG
Messenger RNA from Sarcophilus harrisii (Tasmanian devil), 993 nucleotides. RefSeq names its product collagen alpha-2(I) chain-like. The transcript has 2 exons. NCBI's taxonomy places the organism in Eukaryota, Metazoa, Chordata, Mammalia, Dasyuromorphia, Dasyuridae. The record is from RefSeq and is a predicted model, not a curated record. Bases 1 to 993 code for a protein of 330 amino acids.